Messenger RNA from Aspergillus brunneoviolaceus CBS 621.78, 2616 nucleotides. Its product is annotated as putative HMG box transcriptional regulator. Gene Ontology annotation, molecular function: DNA-binding transcription factor activity, RNA polymerase II-specific; RNA polymerase II cis-regulatory region sequence-specific DNA binding. Bases 1 to 2616 code for a protein of 871 amino acids. Gene Ontology annotation, biological process: anatomical structure morphogenesis; cell differentiation; negative regulation of transcription by RNA polymerase II. The record is from RefSeq and is a predicted model, not a curated record. NCBI's taxonomy places the organism in Eukaryota, Fungi, Ascomycota, Eurotiomycetes, Eurotiales, Aspergillaceae. The transcript has 5 exons.
AUGCGCCUCUUUAGCAAGUUCCACGCCGUCUGCGCCUUGGCGAUAUGCAGCAUCCUGCUUUCUGCCUCAUUCCUCGCCUCUCAGCACUAUUAUCGCCGGGUCGUGGCAGAUGAGCCAUCGGCUAAGCUCCGCCCGGCAGCGUCAUUUGACCGCCGUCUAGUUGUAUUUGGGGAUUCUUGGAGCGACAAUAAUGCCGCUGAGAUCCAAGGGUCCGUUUGGACCGAAUGGCUGUGCUCCUCGUUUUCAUGUCACCAUGAGAACUUGGCCGAGACCGCCAAGUCUUACAGUGGAAAUUACUUUGGCUCGGUCGUGGAUAACUCACAGCUAUCGGGCUCUUUACUCAACCUAUACAAGUCUCCCCUGGCCGACCUGAAGGCCCAGGUCAGCAAUUGGUUGGCAGCCGAGACAGAGGUAAUGCAGGCGAUGAGCGCAGAAGCGAUUGGCACCCGUCAAAACCGGACCAUUGUCAUCCUUUCCUUUGGCGUGUGGGAUCUGUGGAAUGUUGUUGGCAAGACAUACAAAGAAGCGACCCAAUCGAUCGACAAUACGCUGGACGUGAUCAUGGAUCAGCUCAAUCUGCUGGCGGAGCUCUGGGGCCACAACGAUUUGAAACUUAUCCUGACUUUGGCCCCGGAUGUGACCUUCUUGCCUGCAUUCCGGGUCCAGGCCGAACAACACCAGGCGAAACAGAAAGACGCCAUUAGCAUGUCCGACUAUUGGAACCAACACCUGCGACAAAGAGCGGAUGGCUGGGGCAAUGGCACGAUCUAUCUGUUCGAUACGAAUGCUUUCCUUGCCGACCAGAUCCGCGACUGGCAGCUCUUCGUUGCGGGGAUCGAGGAGACCAAUGGAUUGGGAAAGAACGAAGACCCUGGCUGGGAAAACGUAGAAGACGCAUGCGUCCAGAGCAGCCAGCAAUGGAUGGUGACAUCAGAGACGAAGAAGUGUGACCGUCCGGAGAAGUUUUUGUUUUGGAACGCAUUUAUCUUGUAUCGCCAACAUUGGCAAGCAUCAGUCGUGGCUCAACAUCCGGGGCUAGCCAACCCUGAAAUCUCGAAGAUCAUCGGGGAGCAGUGGAGAAAACUGUCCCAGGACAUCAAAGACACAUGGAAGGCUCUAGCAGAGGAGGAGAAAGCCCGCCAUCAGCAGCAGUAUCCGGAGUACAGAUAUCAGCCUCGUCGCUACGGCCGCGAUGGAAACUCCCGUAACCCCAGCUCUGGCAUCAGCCAUAACCCGCCCGGCUCCACAGUCUGCAGCCGGUGCGGUGGCCGAGUUAUGAACCCGCCCGUAUCACCGGACGCGCCGCCUUUUACCCCCAGAACCUCGGGGUUCAAUAGCGUCUCUCCACAGGUCGAGACUGUCGCCGUGCGCAGCAGCCAGGCUCGGUCCAAAGACAUGGAUCGAGCCCCAAGUGUGGUCCGAAUCGCUCCCACCGGGGAGUCACAGUCACCUCGUCAGCGUCAUUUUGAGGAGAGUGGCAGCCGGUCUCCGGAUAGCAAGCGCCGCCGAUUUAAUCCCCAGGUUUCUUUCAAAAACAACAUUCAACGUGACCGGAGCCCUGAUUCUGCAUAUCCCGUCUCUCCUUACACACCUCACUCGACUGUCUCUGAUACAAGAGGGUUUCUUCAGUUGGCGCCACCUCAGAGACCCGUUCGAAAUGUUAAGGAUUUUACCCCCCCAGACCCUAGCCUCAAACUCCCUCCCCUACAGACCACUACUGUUUCUUCUCAGCCGGGAGCUAUGACCCCGAUGACCCCUUUUGCACGGGACGGAUCUACCCUCGAAGCCACGGUCAUGACGAUCCCAUUCCUCAACAAGAUCAAGGUCCUUGCUAAGAUAUCGCCUCCUCUCGCCCCCCCAUACCACGGCAAUGCGGCACCCCGGCGGGGAGCCGUGAUUGCGGUGGAUGGGCAGGAUCCAGCUUUGGUCAAGACAAUGGUUGACCAUCUCAACAACACCCUGCAGAAGGAAGGUAGAUAUCAGACCCACACUUUCACCGGACCGGAUAUCAAUCCCCGAAAGAGCUACUCCGACUCGGAUCAGAUGGGAGACGCGACAGUCGACUACCUUAACAUCAUCUCCGACUGGCACCGCAUCUCCGACAAGAUCAUAAACUUUGUCAAGCCGGUGCGGGCCUCGUCCGAGCCCAAGUCCGAAAAUGAGGAGCCCACGGGCGUGUCACCUCGAACGAUAGUCCCAAAGACUGCCGAAAUGCAGAUCAAUUCACGUGAACCGUCGGCGGAAGGCCAGUCGCCGUCGGUGGCUCCGACAGAAAUCAACACCAACCGGGUACCAGUUGCCCUUGUUCCUCGGUAUCAACUGACCACUGCGGACGCAUUUGCAUGCUCUGUGCAGAUAGGCGACUCGUAUGCACCACUGGAUCAUUGGCAAUGGAUGGCCUCUCUCUGGCGUGCCUGCGUAGGGCCCGACAUCACAGUCUAUAUCCGAGAGUGCGAAAAGGAGGAACUGGACCGAUACGGAGGCAAUCCCGUAGAGGUCCGCCUGCAGGACGCGCGAACGAUCGUUGUGCGACGGGCGGCGUCGUCGUCCAAUGAAAUGGAGGAGAAAAUUUUGAAAAGAGUAAGCUUUGAGAUCGAGGAUUUCCUGACGCAAUGA